This is a messenger RNA of Falco peregrinus (peregrine falcon), 3354 nucleotides long. Its product is annotated as G-protein coupled receptor 83-like. Bases 540 to 1778 code for a protein of 412 amino acids. The transcript is spliced from 5 exons. Gene Ontology annotation, biological process: neuropeptide signaling pathway. Gene Ontology annotation, molecular function: neuropeptide Y receptor activity. The record is from RefSeq and is a predicted model, not a curated record. Lineage: Eukaryota; Metazoa; Chordata; Aves; Falconiformes; Falconidae. Gene Ontology annotation, cellular component: membrane.
CACGUGCGGCGCGGGGCGGGCGCAGCAGCGGCGGGGCCGGCGGCAGCGGCGGGAAAAGAACUGGGUGUUUUGAAGCAAAGGAUGGAAGCACCAACAGCGCAGCCUCCUGUGGAACUUGGAGGAAAAAUGGUGAGAACAAAGAAGAAAAAGCUGAUGUGGAAUUAAAACAACUUCAGAUCCUGCCUGAGGUUUUCCUACGUUUGCUACAUGUAAUAACUAGUUCUUCUUUCCAGCCUGCCUGUGGAGCUAUUGCCCUUCUUGAUCUACGAAGGAGUUGAGAGCCAUGCAGUCCCAGACCAGCCCGUUUCCAAGGUGCCGGUUGGAUCUGCUCCCCAGUGACGCCUUUGCCCCUGGGGAACCCAUCACACCUUCCAAGCUCCCUCCAGGUUUCUGCUUUAACGUGGUGUUUGUAAUGGCAGCUGUGCCUUCACCAGCUUCCUAGAAAGUCAAGUAGCUGGAGGUGAUGGAUCACUUGCUACAUCAGCUGGAGCUGUGAUCCUAGCAGCCUCGAGCUGGGUGAAGACUCAGGUUAACCCGCCAUGCCUCGCUUGCUGCUUCAGUCAUACAGGUCACAGAUGAUGGGGUUUCUUGAGGAGUCUGACCAUUACUCUUCCUUGGCCAAACUCAUGUCAAUCUCCCAAGCAACCAACAAGACCACCUUCAACUGGACAGACAGCAGCAUUAUUGAGUGGGAGAAAUUUGCUGAGCUGGCUAAAUACGAGCCAGAAUCCCAGAAACCAAUAGUGAAAGCUCUCCUGAUUGUGGCGUACUCAGUCAUUAUCAUCAUGUCUCUCUUUGGGAACAUGCUGGUGUGCCAUGUGGUGCUGAAGAACAAGAGGAUGCACUCAGCCACUAGCCUUUUCAUUGUCAACCUGGCAGUGUCUGACAUUAUGAUCACGCUGCUCAACACGCCUUUUACCCUGGUUCGGUUUGUGAACAGCACGUGGAUCUUUGGAAAGGCCAUGUGCCACAUUAGCCGCUUCGUGCAGUACUGCUCCCUCCACGUCUCCACGCUGACCCUGACAGCCAUCGCCCUGGACAGGCACCAGGUCAUCCUGAACCCGCUGAAGCAGAGGAUGUCACUAACGAAGGGAGCACUGAGCAUCUCCGUUAUCUGGCUGAUGGCAACGUGUUUCUCCCUACCCCACGCCAUCUAUCAAAAGCUUUUCCAGUACAACUACAGGGAAGCUACUGUCCGGAGUUUGUGCCUCCCUGAUUUUCCUGAGCCUGCAGAGCUGGUCUGGAAGUAUCUGGACCUGUCUACCUUUCUCCUUCUUUACCUCCUGCCUCUGCUAAUCAUCACUGUCACGUACACACGCCUGGCCAAGAAGCUGUGGCUCCGCAAUGCCAUUGGAGAUAUCACCAUGCAGCAGUAUAUCACCCACCACAAGAACAAGAAGAAGAGCAUCAAGAUGCUGAUGCUGGUGGUGGUGGUCUUUGCUGUCUGCUGGUUCCCCCUCAACUGCUACGUGGUGCUCAUCUCCAGUCUCGGCAUCAAGACAAAGAACUCCCUCUAUUUUGCCCUGCACUGGUUCGCCAUGAGCAGCACCUGCUACAACCCUUUCAUCUACUGCUGGCUGAACGAGAGCUUCCGCUCGGAGCUCAGGGCGCUGCUCUGCAUGUGCCAGAGGAUGCCCCGGGCUCAGGAUGAUGUGCUGCCGCCUGCAGUCACGUCCUGCCACGAGGCAUGGAUGGAGCAGGCCAGGCACAGGAAGGGACCUGCCUCGCAGACCCUAUGCUCCACCAGGAACGCCCAGACAGCCAGCACAGAGCUGUGAGCCGCAGGGCCGAGGCGGGUGGGCUGGAUGCAGUGGGCAUCAAAGGGCACCUCCCCACUUACCCUCAGGAACUGAAUGUUGCUGCUCUGGUGUUCUACUACCGAUUUUUGACUUGUGUCAUAGCAGCACCCCCUUUAUGGAAUGCAGUGGGCACAGCCUCUCCGGCACCCUCCCUGACAGCUCACAGCCGCCCUGACCCAAGGGGCAGCUAUAUAUGCAGGAGACUCGAGGCCCACAGAUGGGUUGAUUUGCCUUCAGAGUUUCCCAUCUUACUGCUGUCAGAGGCUGUGGGACCCAUCUCUCCAUCACAGCUUGUGCCGUCCCUUCUGCCCCAGCUCUGCCCCACCUCUGCCAGCAGCCAGCCAGCCCCGGCCGGGGGGCAAGCAUGGCUGCGUGCGGGGCAGCAGCUGCAGCAGCCUCAGACAGCACACAGGCAGGCCAGUUUAGUCCACGGAGAUUUUCUUUGGAGUUUUAUUAUAAAUAUAUUAAUUCAGGAAAUAAACCUAUACCGGCACUAAACAAAAGGCCACAAAAUAUUUCAUCAGGGCUGUAGCAUUCACUAACUGAAGAAUGAAAUCACUGUGCAUAAUUACUAAUUGCUGUAAAAGACUUUCAGGUCAACAACAGAAUUGAUUUCAAGAGGGAAAGCUUUGUUUGUGGUUCUGGGAAAAAUACCAUUUAAUUUAGCAAUGCUUAGGAGGCAGGUGAAAAAAGGGGUGCAGAACAAAGGAAAGAUUUAGCACAUGAGAGAGAAGGGGGGGCGGUAUGUGGGGAAAGACAAGGAAAAGAGAGAUUAAAGGCAGAAAGAAACCAGAAUUGCUACGUGAUUUCACAAGUAGUGUGGAGCAGUGGCUGGGCACUGGGGGGCAGGCACCGGAAGGACCUCCUGGCCUGGCGUGUCCCUUUCUCUCCAUCAUACCGUCCCUCUUAAAAUUAGCACCAAGACCAGAGAAGCCAGACUUCGCCUAACAGCUUCCCUGGCUGAGACUGAGCAGGGGACUUCUGUUACUUGGAGAAGACACACAAAAGACAGGAAAAUAUUUAUUACUUACUUACCCAUCCAGGCUUUGGGUUGAGUAGUCGUAAGUCUUUUGCAGGAAUAAAGCUACGUGUGUUUUGAGUCCUGACCACUCCUGGGUGAUCCUUCAAUGCUUGGUGCUGGCGACUAGUAUGUGCUGCGGUGGUGACAGAGGGGCUCUGGUACAGACCAGCCAAGGGGGUUCUUCUCUGUUCUUCAGACCUGAAAGUCCUAGGGAAACACUGUACUCAUAGCAAAAAAAACCCCAAACAAACUGCUUGGAAUAAAAAAAUAACCAGCGUUGAUGCAGCCUCACCUUGAGUGCUGUGCAUAGUGCUGGCCCCACCAUUUAAGAAGGAUGUGAAGGCCUUUGAAUGUGUCCAGAGGAGAGCAACUGAGCUGGUGGCAGGGUUGGAAGGCAUGUCCUGUGAGGAGCAGCUGAGGGCUUUGAGCCUGUCAAAUUGGUGCAAACCAAGUGAUGGUUUUCAGCAUUUAAAGGUAGCAUGGCUGCUUAGGGUCAGGGAUGCUCUGGGUCUACCCUGGACUGAGCUUCUGCCU